Miscanthus lutarioriparius is the source of this 3219-nucleotide messenger RNA. The record is from the annotation of a GenBank genome assembly. NCBI's taxonomy places the organism in Eukaryota, Viridiplantae, Streptophyta, Magnoliopsida, Poales, Poaceae.
AUGGGUAGCGCCGCGGUGGGUAUGGACGUGGCGGCAGAGCUCCAGAAGGUGGCGAGCAUGCGCCGUGACAGCGGCGGCUCUAGGUCGGGCUCCUCCACGUGGUGGCGUGCGCCCGACGCGUUCUCGCGCUCCUCCUCGCGGAUGGAGGAGGACGACGAGGAGGCGCUGCGGUGGGCCACGCUCGAGAGGCUGCCCACCUACGACCGCGUCCGCCGCACCAUCCUCCCGCUGGGUGGUGACGGAGAAGGCGAUGGCCACAACGGCGGGGAGGCGGCCCUACAAGUGGUGGACUUGCUCGGCCUCGGCCCGCUGGAGAGGCGCGCUCUCCUAGAGCGCCUCGUGCGCAUCGCCGACGAGGACAACGAGCGCUUCCUGCUCAAGCUCAAGGAAUGCGUCGAACGUGAACUUUGGUACAUACGACAUUGGGUAAUAAUUGGGUCAAAUGAUGAGCAGGUUUCAGGCAAAGUGACCUACAAUGGGCAUGAAAUGGAUGAGUUUGUGCCGGAGAGGACAGCCGCGUAUAUCAGCCAGCAUGACCUUCACAUCGAAGAGAUGACUGUCAGAGAGACGCUUGAAUUCUCUGCACGUUGUCAAGAUAUGUUGACUGAGCUUUCAAGGCGGGAGAAGGCUUGUUCAAUGCGAGGACAGGAAGCUAAUGUGAUCUCUGACUAUAUAUUGAAGAUAUUAGGAUUAGAAAUAUGUGCUGACACGAUGGUGGGAGAUGAGAUGUUGAGGGGCAUCUCUGGUGGACAACGGAAGCGUGUCACAACAGUGAAAAAUGCUAGGUUCUUCAAGCAGUAUCUCCUUUUGUUAGCACUCAACCAGAUGGCAGCAUCACUCUUCCGAUUUGUUGGUGGGGCAGCAAGGAACAUGAUUGUUGCAAAUGUCUUUGGAUCAUUCAUGCUGCUAAUAUUUAUGGUGUUGGAUGGAUUUAUCCUAGUAAGAGAUAAAGUGAAGAAGUGGUGGAUAUGGGGCUACUGGAUCUCCCCAUUGAUGUAUGCCCAGAAUGCCAUCUCUGUAAAUGAGAUGCUAGGGCACAGCUGGGACAAAUUUUUGAAUAGCUCCGUGUCUAAUGAGACCCUAGGUGUGCAAUCCCUUAAGUCCCGCGGAGUCUUUCCAGAAGCAAAGUGGUAUUGGAUCGGCCUAGGCGCAUUGCUUGGAUUUGUCAUGCUCUUCAAUUGUCUUUUUACGCUUGCCCUAGCGUACCUGAAGCCAUAUGGCAAGUCCCAUCCAUCGAUAUCUGAAGAGGAACUGAAGGAGAAGUAUGCAAACCUCAAUGGUAAUGCUGUGGCUGAAGAUAACUUGCCACCAGGAAGUAGCUAUCUAGCAACAGUCGGCAUCACUAGAUCCGGUUCAGCAACUGUUGAAAAUCAUUCUGGUACUAUGCAAAGGGGUAUGGUUCUUCCAUUUUCCCCGCUUUCACUGACUUUCAAUAACAUCAAGUACUUUGUUGACAUGCCCCAGGAGAUGAAAACACAUGGUGUAGUUGGGGACCGGUUAGAGCUCCUCAAAGGUAUCAGUGGAUCUUUCAGACCAGGAGUGCUGACCGCACUGAUGGGCGUUAGUGGUGCUGGCAAGACAACUCUAAUGGAUGUAUUGGCUGGGAGAAAGACCAGUGGUUACAUUGAAGGAAACAUUAGCAUUUCAGGAUACCCAAAGAAACAAGAGACCUUUGCACGUGUAUCAGGAUACUGUGAGCAGAAUGAUAUCCACUCGCCGCAGGUGACAGUCUAUGAGUCACUUGUUUUCUCAGCGUGGCUACGCCUUCCGAGGGAUGUAGACUCAAACACCAGAAAGAUGUUCAUUGAGGAGGUCAUGGAGCUUGUGGAGCUCAAGCCAUUGAGAAAUGCUUUGAUUGGACUUCCUGGUCUGAAUGGUCUGUCAACUGAGCAGAGGAAAAGAUUGACCAUUGCUGUGGAGCUGGUUGCAAAUCCCUCAAUCAUUUUCAUGGAUGAGCCAACCUCUGGUCUUGAUGCCCGAGCAGCUGCAAUUGUUAUGAGGACAGUGAGGAAUACUGUUGAUACAGGUAGAACUGUAGUCUGCACGAUUCAUCAGCCUAGCAUUGACAUAUUUGAAGCAUUCGAUGAGCUUUUCCUUAUGAAGCGAGGAGGAGAGGAGAUCUAUGUUGGUCCACUAGGCCAUCGUUCUUCUGAGCUGAUUAAGUAUUUUGAGGGAAUUGAGGGAGUCAAGAAAAUUAAAGAUGGCUACAAUCCAGCAACAUGGAUGUUAGAAGUAACAACAGUCUCGCAAGAACAGAUACUAGGUGUUGAUUUCAGUGACCUGUACAAGAAAUCUGAAUUAUACCAGAGGAACAAGGCCUUGAUACAAGAGUUAAGCCAACCACCAGCAGGCUCAACUGACCUUCAUUUCCGUAACCAGUACUCGCAGCCUUUCUUCAUGCAAUGCCUGGCUUGCUUGUGGAAGCAGAACCUGUCAUAUUGGAGGAACCCUGCUUACAAUGCCAUUAGGCUAGUUUUUACAACUGUCAUAGCGCUUAUCUUUGGCACCAUCUUCUGGGACCUUGGUGGUAAAAUGGGUCAACCACAAGAUUUGUUCAAUGCCAUGGGGUCCAUGUAUGCUGCAGUGAUGUUCAUCGGCAUCUUGAAUGCUACAUCUGUCCAGCCAGUAGUCUCUGUGGAGAGGACUGUGUUUUACCGCGAAAGAGCUGCCGGCAUGUACUCAGCUUUGCCAUAUGCAUUUGGACAGGUUACCAUUGAACUCCCAUACACUCUGGCUCAGUCCACCAUAUACGGGAUCAUAGUGUACUCCAUGAUGGGGUUUGAAUGGACAGUUGUCAAAUUCUUCUGGUACCUCUUCUUCAUGUACUUCACCUGGCUCUACUUCACGUUCUACGGAAUGAUGGCUGUCGGCUUGACGCCGAGCUACCAUGUCGCGUCGAUCGUCUCCACGUUGUUCUAUGCCAUCUGGAACCUCUUCUCUGGAUUCGUCAUCCCUCGCCCCAAAGUCCCGAUCUGGUGGAAGUGGUACUGUUGGGCGUGCCCUGUGGCGUGGACGAUGUACGGGCUGGUCGUGUCUCAGUUUGGGGACAUCACGACGCCCAUGGACAACGGCGUCCCCGUGAAUGUUUUCGUGGAGAAGUACUUCGGCUUCAAGCACAGCUGGUUGGGCGUGGUGGCCGUGGUGGUCCUGGCAUUCACCGUGUUGUUUGCUUUCCUGUUCGGCUUUGCUAUCAUGAAAAUCAACUUCCAGAGGAGGUAG